Aspergillus puulaauensis is the source of this 1107-nucleotide messenger RNA. RefSeq names its product alpha/beta hydrolase. NCBI's taxonomy places the organism in Eukaryota, Fungi, Ascomycota, Eurotiomycetes, Eurotiales, Aspergillaceae. The transcript has 3 exons. The record is from RefSeq and is a predicted model, not a curated record. Bases 1 to 1107 code for a protein of 368 amino acids.
AUGCAGCUCGUCUUGGCCGUGUGCCUGCUAUUUGUCGCCCUCGUGCAGGGCGGCUCUGCAGCAGAAGCCCUGCACCGUCGCGAGUACUUCUACGUCGGCGGCGAGUACCUCAACACCACCGAUGGCUGGCUAUUCCACAACCAGAUGUACGUCGAGAAGCUCUCGCCGUCGGGCGGCAGCACCCAGCCAUACCCGAUUGUCAUUCUACACGGUGGAGCUCAAACCGGCACUAACUUCCUGAAUAAACCCGACGGCGGCAGAGGAUGGGCAUCAUGGUUCCUGGAGCAGGGAUAUGAAGUGUACAUCCCCGACCGAACCAUGACCGCACGCUCGGCCACGAUUCCCCAAGACGGUUUCUCAGAGGACGUCUUCUCGGCGGAGUUCAUUGCCCAGCGAUUCACAAACGUGCAGGACUAUCCACUGUGGCCUCAAGCCAAACUACACAGCCAGUGGCCUGGAACCGGCGAACGCGGCGACAACGUCUUCGACACAUACUACGCAAGCACAGUGCAAUCCAUCUCGGACAGUCUCGCGCAAGAACAAACCAUGAAAUCCGCCGGCGAAGCCCUGCUCGACAAAAUCGGCCCUGUCGUGCUAAUCACCCACUCCCAGGGCGGCCUCUACGGCUGGUCCUGGGCCGACAGCAGACCCUCGCUCAUCAAAUCCCUUAUCCAGAUCGAACCGAAGGGUCCCCCAUUCCGCGAAGUGAUCUUCUCGACCUCCCUUAGUCGGCCGUGGGGGUUAACCUCGAUCCCGCUCACCUAUGAACCCGCACCGACGAAUAUGACCGCUCCGCUGGCCAUGAAGACCAUCGCGUCUGACUCCCCUGGGGAAUUGCUGGAGUGUAUAAUCCAGGCCGAGCCGGCGCGGAAGCUGACGAGGUUGGCGGGGGUGCCGAUUCUGAUUGACACCGGGGAGGCGUCGUACCAUGCGCAGUAUGACUACUGUUUUAUCAAGUUCCUGGCGCAGGCGGGCGUGCAGGCGCAGCAUUUGGACCUAGGGAAGAGGGGGAUCCACGGGAAUGCGCAUUUGCAGUUUCUGGAGCAGAACUCGGAUCGCAUUGCGGGCGUUUUGCAUGAGUGGAUUGGGAAUGUUACGAAGACUUAG